Molecule: messenger RNA, 1407 nt
Organism: Cotesia congregata
Lineage: Eukaryota; Metazoa; Arthropoda; Insecta; Hymenoptera; Braconidae
Source: the annotation of a GenBank genome assembly
AUGGAUUUCACUAAGAAAUAUUGUUGUAUUGAAAGAAAAAAGAAUGAUUUUGCAAUUUGCCGGACGAAAGACAUUUAUUAUCAAGAUGAAAAUGGCUUACAUCCGAUUACAACAGCUGAUCAUGAAGUGACAACCUUUUACAUACUGGAUAAUGCACGGAAACCAGUGGCUAUUGAAAAUUUAAAAGAAUGUGGUGAUGACAAAGAUGCAUUGAAGAAAUCUAUUGAUUCAAAACACAGAGUUAAAAUUAUGAGAAGCUUAUCGAUUGAGAAGCCACCGGAAAAUCAACAGCAAAAAAAAUUGAGAAUAAGUCGGGUAGAAAAGGCGGAUAUAAUUUUAAAAAGAAAACAGAUUAAUAAUGCAACUAAGCAAGUUAUUACUGAUGGUGAUGGCCAGUAUUUAAAAUUUGUGCAGAAGCAACAAGUUGUCAAAAAUAAUCUCAUUUCUGAUUCUACGUCAAAACAUUCGGAAGAGGGUUUUUCGACGCUGGAUAUUUCAGAGGACAUGUUCGAAGACGAUCUUCAAGAUUCGAGUGAACUGCGUCAAGCGAAUGAUGAUGAUUUCGAAGUUCUUAUGGAUACUGAAUUACCUGUAAUAGAUUUCGUGCCUCUUUCUUCUUCGUCACCAAUACACUUUGCGAUUUCUGCUCAUAAUGAUCAUAAUGAAUCAGAUAGUUUCGUUGUACCAGAUUCUGAUGAUCCAGACUCUCGCCAUACUUCUCAAUCGAAAAUUAAUUCACGCAAUCCGGCUGGUUUCAUAAAUGAUUCAGACUCUGAAGGGAGCUACGAUAAUUAUCAAAAUCAGAAUAAUUCUCAAAAUCUGAAUAAUUCUGAAAAUCAGAAUAAUUCUGAAAAUCAGGAUAAUUCUCAAAAUCAGAAUAGUUCUGAAAAUCAGAAUAAUUCUCAAAAUCUGAAUAAUUCUGGAAAUGAGAAUGACAAUAGAGUUAAUAAUAGAGAAGUAAACAAUAAUGAGACGUCAGCUACAAUACAUCAACCACUGGUUGAAAAUUUUUUUGAAAAUUUAUGGCCUGAAGCGAGCAGUUCUUCGUCAAACGAAAGAGAAUCAUUUGUCAGUAUAGGACAAGUAAAAACCUGCCUCAAAGAGUUUGGUGGAGAGCUUAUAAAAACCAUGGCUCAAAUGCAGAAUUCUCAAAAACCUUCGGAGGAAUUCGAGAUGCCACCCGUGCAAAAUAAUAAGAUAGAGAUUUUAGGAAGACAACUCGAUGCUGAUGAAGUUUUUCAAGCAAAAGAUGUUGUUAGUAUGAGAAAAUGUGUAAAUCACAUAACUCGUGCAUAUUGGCCAUCGGAAAUAAGGAAAAAGCUUGUCUUAAGUUCACGAAGAGGACAAGUGAAUAGAACGACAAUUAAACAAGAGGAUAUCGAUAAAAUAAAAAGAAAGAUUAAUUGA